Messenger RNA from Micromonas pusilla CCMP1545, 873 nucleotides. RefSeq lists its product as uncharacterized. Bases 1 to 873 code for a protein of 290 amino acids. The transcript has 2 exons. Lineage: Eukaryota; Viridiplantae; Chlorophyta; Mamiellophyceae; Mamiellales; Mamiellaceae. The record is from RefSeq and is a predicted model, not a curated record.
AUGGAGGAGACAAGAUUUCAAGGCGUGUACAGGCAGACCCUCCGCGACGGGGUGGCGCUCGACCGUAUGCGGCUCGCGGGCUGUCCUUUGGACAACAAGGCGAACAACGACGAGGUGGACUUACUGGAUAUGUAUGUCAAGCACGACCGCAGCAAGGUCAAGGCGUUCGAUAAAGGCCCGUUCGAUGUGUGGACGUGCGAAGAAUGCGAAGCUUUUCUCGACGACAAAAGUAAGGCCUUCGUGUGCGUCGACUGCGAAGGCAAAAACACACUCGUCUUGUGUGAGGACUGCGUCGAGGACGUAGACGAAGAGGAGAUUUGUUUCAAGUGCAACCAGUUUCUGUGCAGUAAGCACAGCGGGCCUUUUAUCAACUUGGACUGCGAUACGUGUGGAGAAGUAUUUUGCAUGAACUGCUUGGGUGAAGCAAGAGUUUCCUUCUGCUCGCGAUGUGACGAAACGAUUUGCGACGACUGUCAGGUGAAGGAAAAGAAGUUUGUUGGCUUUUGUGAAGAAUGCGAUAAACCAUUCUGUUCCGAUUGCAAUCCCUGUCUGAUGUGCUACGGAUCGCACAAGGGGACGGAAAAAGGUUGUCUCUACAUGUGUUGCUCAGAAUGCAGCCCCGGUAAGAUAUAUUUCUGCGAAACGUGCAACGGGUGCUGGUGUGAAAAGUGCAGGCCUUCCUUCGUGUGCUUCGGAUCGAAAGAAAAGAAAGGUUGUUUCAAAAUCCGCUGUUUGGAUUGCGGACGCGAUGACUUUGACUACUGCGAAAUGUGCAACGGGUGGUGGUGUGAAAAGUGCAGCCCAUCCUUCUGCGGCGAUUUCAACGACCACUGCGAGUUCUGUACACGAAACGUCCCGGCUGAACGUGUAUAG